Molecule: messenger RNA, 2019 nt
Organism: Colletotrichum graminicola M1.001
Lineage: Eukaryota; Fungi; Ascomycota; Sordariomycetes; Glomerellales; Glomerellaceae
Exons: 1
Coding region: 1-2019 (672 amino acids)
Source: RefSeq, a predicted model, not a curated record
AUGCCGCCGUCACGUCCUACCGCGCGCUGCUGCCGAGCAGUCCAGCAACAGAUUCGGGCACCACCGGACAACAUAUGGAUCACGGACGUCGCGCUGGCGAGUGCCUUUGAGCGCUAUUGCCAUGUAUCACGAGCCGCGAGGCGGAAGUCGAGCUCCGUGCCCGGCCCGCUGGAAAACAGGGGACGACUGGGCAAGCGAAAGAUGACGGACAUGCACAUAAACACUCAGCCGACGCUGCCUCCUUGGGCAAUCGAAUUUUCGUCUGACUUGAGGCAGUGGACCUGGCAACCGCCAACAAAACGAUUAUCGGAGGAGAACAGGGUUCUACCGAGCCAGCAACGCCAAUUCGUGCCAUGGGGGAUCUCCAGGUGGUGGACGAACAAGGUUGAGCGAAAAGAGGAGGAAUCUGACACAACUGCGGUCGAGAACCAGCCUGAAAUCAAAUUCCGCAACCAGCUCGCCAAAGCCCGAGCAGCCAUUGCGGCUUCUACCUCGGACGUGAUCAGUCCGGCAUAUUUCAACUUCAUCGGGGGUUUGCAACAUGACCUCGAAUCGGGCAUACUGGAUCCCGAGAUGGUGAACAUAGCUGUAUCGACCUUUCCGUCGUCAUUGAUCGGCACAGGUGUCGACGGCGAAGUGGUCAAUGCUUCCAUCGAGAUGUUUCUUUCGGCCGUUGUCAACGGAAUCGCAUCUUCCAAGGUUUUGGGACCGACGGAGUUUGACGCGAGUCUUUGGGACCUUGUACUACGUCAGAUCUCUCAAUUACCCGCCAACGACACGACGGCUCCUCUAUUCAAGACUACCCUAGAUGCGAUCCCCCUCCACUAUGUCGACGACGUCCACGAGGGUAUUAUUGCGGUAGUGCAAAAACUAGCUAUGUGUCAUCCGCCGGAGGGCGGACGGGCCGCGGACAUUGGCGCUGCACUCCACCGUCUAUCGCCUGCCGACCAUGGCGUGCUACUGGAGAAGAUGGAAACUGCCGUCUAUGAAGGUUCGGCAGCCUUUGAGGAGGAGCCCCUCCGAAAGCUUCGCUUCCUUUGGUUGCAAACCUUGGCCCACAUGCCGCAUGUUAACACUGACUACCUUUUGGAUGCAUGCGUCAGGUCUGCCUACUUUGACCGCAAAGAGCUCAGCGUCGACCGGGAUCUCGGCCGACUACUCAUCCAACAAUGGACUAGCCGCGGGUAUCUGUGGUACCACGAAAGAGUCGAGGAGGGGUGGAAUCACGAUUCUUCCUGCCACGCAGAAUUGAACUUUGCGUCGCUGGCUGCCCACAUUUCCUUUUGGGAGCCAGCAGGUCACAGGGAAAACCGACGUGUGGCGCUCCUGAUGAGCUUGUUCAGGGCGUUGAGACGGUUGGACCGUGAGAAGGAGCUUAUGGCUUCACUGCAACGCUACUGCAAGAUCAAGAAGAAGCUAUCGAUUCUGCCGUUUAGGAAUCUCGCCAUGGCUAGUUGCGACUACAAGACCGCUCUCGAGAUAUUCAUGUUGCUGGACGAUCACAGGGCCAAGUUGAAACGUAGCCUCGCACAGCAGUGGGCCUGGACGGACUGGGCUACGGAUCAUAUCAAGUCAAUGAUCGAAGACGAUUCUAUCAGCCCCGCUUCCGUCUGGAAGGUGGUCAACUGCGGCGUCAGAAGGGGCUUCCUGAAUAAAGUGCAGGAACAGGUAUAUAUGAAGAGGAGGGCGAGGCUGAUGGAGGACAUGGCAUUGUGGUUCUCGAAAAAGUAUCAUCGAACGGACGCCAAGGCACUACGGCAAGUGUGCUUAUGCAUCGGUUGGCUCCGCGGGCACAACAUCGAGCUGUCACACAAGUCCCUUCUGGCGGUGUUGGCGGUGGUCUCAAGGGAGCUCAAGAGGGGCGAGCCUGGACGGACUCGUCGUCUAUUCUGGCUCGUGAAUCUCGUGGAACAGUAUCAGGGCCCUGAGGAGCGACGGGCCGUCGCAAAAGUGCUGGAGCGGUGGAGAAGAGCCAACGCGGACCUGUCUGUAUGCGGUAUUGAUGCGUCAAGCCGAUGA